Aedes aegypti (yellow fever mosquito) is the source of this 1943-nucleotide messenger RNA. Its product is annotated as PRKCA-binding protein-like. Gene Ontology annotation, biological process: positive regulation of receptor internalization; receptor clustering; dendritic spine maintenance. NCBI's taxonomy places the organism in Eukaryota, Metazoa, Arthropoda, Insecta, Diptera, Culicidae. Gene Ontology annotation, cellular component: synaptic vesicle; trans-Golgi network membrane; neuron projection. Gene Ontology annotation, molecular function: phospholipid binding; protein domain specific binding; protein kinase C binding. The coding region runs from base 112 to 1875 and encodes 587 amino acids. The transcript is spliced from 6 exons. The record is from RefSeq and is a predicted model, not a curated record.
AUUUGUUUUGCUCAUUUGCAAAACCGAUCGAUUUUCGCUGCUGGUUUUUGGUCGUGGUUAAAAAAUUCUGAAGAAAUUAUUGAAAUAAAUCGUGAAAAGGAAGACUUCAACAUGCUUCAAGAAUACGAGGACGAUUAUUACCUGGAGGAGGAUAAAAUAAGCGGUUCCACUAGCAAAGGAAAAGAUCGAUCCGCAGAACAAAGUUUGCUCCUUUCGGAUCAAGUCCAAAGCGAGCUGCCGUUACUUUCCGAUAUCGGUAGUACCGAUUCGAUACAAAAUACCAGCACUAGGACUACCAAAGAUAGUUCUGUAGAGGGGGAUGACCCGAACAGCAGUACCGGACUGGGUAGGGUCAAGGACGAAAUCGCUUUCGCCACCAACGACGACCUUCCGGAUCCGGUGCUGUACGCCGAUGGUUGCGUUGACGAUUCGAAGAUCAUUAUGCUUUGCCAGAAGCAGGAGAUGGAAAGGCUGGGCAUGACUGUCAGUUCCGGGACGGUGGUGGUCAAAAAGGAUACCACAAAUCUAAUUGGUAUAAGCAUAGGUGGAGGGGCUCCCCUCUGUCCCUGUCUCUAUAUAGUUCAGGUCUUCGACGGAACUCCGGCAGCUCGCGAGGGAACACUUCAGAGUGGUGAUGAGCUUCUGGGCGUCAACGGCGUUUCGGUUAAAGGAAAAACCAAAGUAGAGGUCGCUAAGAUGAUACAAGCGGCCACCGAAGAGGUCACCAUCCACUACAACAAACUGCAUGCCGAUCCGACUCAGGGCGAAACGUUGGACAUCGUGCUGAAAAAGAUGAAGCACCGUUUGGUGGAGAAAAUGUCCAGCAGCACGGCCGAUACACUGGGAUUGUCCAGAGCGAUACUGUGUAACGAUUCGCUGGUGAAACGCUUGCAGGAGCUAGAACGGACUGAGGCAGUGUAUAAAGGACUGGUUGAACAUGCAAAACGAAUGCUAAAAGCCCAUUUCGAUGUACUCCAAACUUACCAGCAGUUCGGUAACAUCUUCGCUGCGAUCAGCGUUCGCGAACCGCAACCCCGAGCAUCUGAAGCUUUCCGAAUCUUCGGUGAGCUACAUCGCAACAUGGAAAAGGAUGGCAUCAAAAUGAUCAAAACCCUAAAGCCCAUUCUCGCUGACAUGGGCACCUAUCUGCAUAAGGCUAUUCCGGACACGAAACUUACCGUCAAACGAUACGCCGAUGCCAAAUUCUCGUACCUUUCGUACUGUCUGAAAAUCAAAGAAAUGGACGAUGAAGAGCACAGCUACGCAGCUAUCCAGGAGCCGUUAUAUCGAGUGGAAACAGGGAACUACGAAUACCGACUCAUUUUGCGUUGCCGCCAGGAAGCACGCGUUAAGUUCGCUAAACUGCGGAGCGAUGUUCUCGAAAAGAUUGAACUUCUCGAAUGCAAACACGCUCGGGACCUUGCCUCUCAGUUGCGAAAGUUCAUUCAGGGUCUAUCAACGCUCGCUUCGGAAACGGUCGAGAGGCUCGAGUCCAUCCCAAAUCUUUUCCCGAUCGAAGUCGACCUGAAGGCAAGUGCUUUCCAGUACAAGUCUGCGCUGAAGUUCCAACCCGAAGAAGAGGUAGAGGAAGAAGUUCACCAGGCUGAGGAAGCAAUUGAAACUCCAGCCCUGGUUGCGCGGAAUGGGAGUCGUGACUCUGCUAACAAUGGAGGAACUUCGAUUGACCAGUUGCUGGCUGGAUUCGAAGAAGUGGAUCUUAAUAAAAGCUGCUCGGGUAGUUCGGGAGACAAUGUUGAUUUGCUGACAGAAUUGGGCCUGGCUGACAUCGAUCUAUCCGUUGGAAAAGCACCGUCGAUGGGAACCAGUCUGAUUGAUGAUCUACUAAUACCAGAGCUUGGAAGUUUCGAUAAAUAAAGUACGGUUUUAUGACUAUAUGUGUAAUAUUAUUUAUUUGUGUACUAAUAUAUUUAUUCAUGUUGUAA